Molecule: messenger RNA, 1455 nt
Organism: Psammomys obesus (fat sand rat)
Lineage: Eukaryota; Metazoa; Chordata; Mammalia; Rodentia; Muridae
Product: sentrin-specific protease 2-like
Exons: 1
Coding region: 1-1455 (484 amino acids)
Biological process (GO): protein desumoylation
Cellular component (GO): nucleus
Molecular function (GO): deSUMOylase activity
Source: RefSeq, a predicted model, not a curated record
AUGUCUGGUGUGGAUAAGACAUCUCCCAGUAGAUUAAGGGACCUUUCAGCCAUCAGGGGGACAACCCAAGAGCUCCCACAGAACGUCCAGCUGACCUGCACUUUGACUUGGACAUUGGAAAGCUGUGUCACGGCCUGCACCCAACACCUUAGCAAAGACAAUCCAAGUAGUCCCUCUACAAGGCAGCCUUGCAAGCAGGGUAAAACGAUGAGCCCUGAACAGCCAGAGAAAGGCCAGAAGAGGAAAUGCCAAGAAGAGGAAGAGGAUGAUGUGUGCUCCGAAGAGCCAGUCCAGGCCUGGAAGAAGCUGAAACAGGAACAGCAUGAAACAGAGCUUGGGUAUGAAGAGCCUGACAAGAGCCGAAUAUGGACACCCCAGGAAAAGGGUCAGUUACAGCUAACGGCCCCAGAGUGUGCCAAAGGCCCUGAGGAAGAGGCUGUGACUGAGGAAUCUGUGGAUGGAGGCAAGGGUCUCAAGCCCCCCUACAGCAACAGGGAGGAAGGAGUUCAGAAACACCACAAUGAAAAGUACUCAGGGCUGUUGGAACACCUCCAGCCUGAUGUCCCGGUGAGCUCUGGCCCUCACAGCACUAACACAAGCACCAUGGAUACCUUGAAGAAUAUCAAAGGUUGCAUUGAAGGGCAGAAUCAUGAAUCGGAAACACCUCAAAUCUGCACAGACAGUGUCAGCAAUGGCAUGCUCAACAGCAAAGUGUCAACACCUGAGGUCAAGAAAAAGGUUCUUGAAGACCAAGAGAAGGGCAGAGGGCUGGACCGUGGCCCUGAUAUCACAGUGGACAUGGAGAAAGAAAUCGACAGUGCGCUAGGCCCUGGGUCAAAAGAUGAGAUCUUGAGUUGUGCCUUCAAACUGCAAAUUACUCGAGGAGAUUUGUGGACCCUAAAGAACACCCAGUGGCUCAACGACAAAGUCAUCAAUUUUUACAUGAAUCUUCUCAUGGAAAGAAAUCAAAGUCAAGGCUACCCGGCACUUCAUGCAUUUAAUACCUUCUUUUACACCAAGUUAAAAUCUGGUGGCUACAGGUCAGUCAGAAGAUGGACCCGGGCAGUAAACCUCUUUGCAAAGGAACUUAUCCUGGUCCCAGUUCACCUCGGCGUGCACUGGAGCCUGGUGGCCACAGACCUAAGAAAGAAGAGUAUUGUCUACCUGGACUCCAUGGGACAGAAGAGACCCGACAUCCUUGAGCUGCUUUUCUGCUAUCUGCGGGAGGAGAGCAAAGCGAGAAGGAACAGCGACCUGAGCCCUGCGGAGUGGAAGCAAUACAGCAUGUCGGCAGAGGAGAUUCCUCAGCAGCUGAACGGGGGCGACUGUGGAGUGUUCACCUGUAAAUACGCAGAUUACAUUUCCAGGGGCCAGCCCAUCACCUUCUCCCAGCAGCACAUGCCUCUGUUCAGGAAGAAGAUGGUGUGGGAGAUCCUGCACAGGCGCUUACUGUAG